GACAUGAUAUCAUUAUUUUCUGGUUGAUUUCGGAAACCCAAUUAUGGCUUCUCUUCAAAUCUUCAAGGCCACCCUCUCUCCCACCCCUGUUUCCCGGUCAAGUUUCGCCGGAAAAUCCAGCUGGGUCUUCUCUGAAAUCCGGCCCGGGUAUACCACUGUCGUCAAGUCGUCUGGUUAUUAUCUGAGGAGGAGCUUCAGGGUCUGCUGCAAAGCUGAGGAAGCUGACAACAAAAGCAAUGGGGAAGAGCAGCCGGAGUCGUUGUUUAUGAAGGAAUUGAGGAAGAGGGGAAUGAGUCCGACUUCUUUGCUUGAGGAAGCAGAGAGGACUGAGCAUGGGAUCAAUGAUGAGAGGGGUAAAGAAGAUAGAGGCUUCUCAACUAGAAAUGCAGUGUCUACUGAAGUCGAGAAGAGUCUAGCUAAUCAGAGGGAGCGAUCCAUGCAAUUGAACAGUGAAGGCCUCGAGGGGUUGAUCCCUCGAGGAAGACUUUUGCUGACGCUUGGUGGGACAUUCUUCUUGGCAUUUUGGCCAUUUAUCAUCAUAAGUGUAGCACUAUUCUCCGCUCUCUACCUCUAUUUUGGACCAACAUUUAUCCACGACGCAAACAACAGACUACCAAUAUCACCACCUCAGUACAUAGAUCCGUAUGAACUUCUGGAAGAUGAAAGGAUUUCUCAAGUUGCCCCUCGCGUAAAGUGAAGCACAAGUCUUUUACAUAACUUAGAUUGUAAUACAGGUUUAUGUUGCCUAUUCUCUCUUGGCUCUUUUUUAUUCUUUCUCUAUAUAAAUCUCAAACUUACAAAUAACUGUUCCUCUAGUUCUAUAUGUUUUUUGCUUUGCACCAAUCUCUGAACACACUUACCUGCAAUGCUGUUUUAAACUGUCCUAUCUUCUGCUAUCAUUAUGUUUUAGCUGACAGACUUCUA
Messenger RNA from Argentina anserina (silverweed cinquefoil), 924 nucleotides. RefSeq lists its product as uncharacterized. The record is from RefSeq and is a predicted model, not a curated record. The transcript is spliced from 4 exons. Bases 44 to 697 code for a protein of 217 amino acids. NCBI's taxonomy places the organism in Eukaryota, Viridiplantae, Streptophyta, Magnoliopsida, Rosales, Rosaceae.